Molecule: messenger RNA, 1693 nt
Organism: Somion occarium
Lineage: Eukaryota; Fungi; Basidiomycota; Agaricomycetes; Polyporales; Cerrenaceae
Source: the annotation of a GenBank genome assembly
CUACUCAACCCCGUCUCAACUCCAUCCACGAAACUAUCUAUGGCUUUGCCUACACAUGGAAGAGUGAUCAUCGACACGACAGUAGGGGAGAUCGAAAUCGAGUUGUGGUCAAAGGAAACACCAAAGACAUGUCGUAAUUUCCUGGCUCUUGCUAUGGAGGGCUACUAUGACGGUGUCAUAUUCCACCGUGUUGUUCCACAUUUUCUAGUGCAGACAGGUGAUAGAACAGGUACAGGUGCAGGAGGAGAGUCGUUUUAUGGAGAACCCUUUGAAGAUGAGAUCCAUCCUCGUUUGCGAUUCCCCCAUCGUGGUAUCGUUGCCAUGGCUAACAACGGGCAGAAGAACUCGAACGACUCGCAGUUCUUCAUCACUCUUGAUCGCGCGGAUGAGCUGCAUGGCAAGCAUACCGUAUUCGGCCGCGUCGUCGGAGACACGUUGUACAAUGUCCUGAAGAUUGGUGAAAUGGAGGUUGACGAGAAUGAACGACCACUCUAUCCUCCCAAGAUCAAGACGAUCCGUAUUCUGGAAAAUCCUUUUGAUGACAUCGUACCUCGAAUCACUGCUGAAGAGAAACGAGCCCAGCAGCGGGCGCGUGAAGAAGGACAGCGUGAACGCGAAGAAGAGCAACGAAGACGAGGUGCCAAGAAAGACGUGAAACUUCUGAGUUUCGGUGGUGACGAGGGCGAGGAAGAGGAGCAACCUAUCAUAUUCAAGAAAAAGCCCAUCGUUCGCCCUGAUCUGGUCGACAUACCGGUUGAAUCUAUUGCUAUUCCUACUGUUCCAGCGCCUGUGCCCAAGGACAAGUCCUCAAAAGGCAAGGACGUCGUGGCGGAAAAGGGAGAACCGGCGGACAAGUCGAAGAAGCAGCAAGAUGACAUCGAUGUCACCAAGAUCCGUGCAAAGCAUGCGCAGGAGCAAGCUGCACAAAGCUCUGAGCGUCAAAAUCAAAUAGAGAAAAUGGAAGCAGAGAUCCGUAAACUGACUCGAAGGGGUCAUGGGGACGACAGUGAAGAGGAGCGUGCUAAGAAGAAACCGAAGAAAUCAGCUCUGGAAGAAGAGAUGUCAAAGUACGCUAAGGGACGCGGUCUGCAUAAGAAGGGCAAGCGGAAAGAUGAAGGUGACAUCAUCGCAGCUCUGAAUAGUUUCAGGAGCAAGCUGAAGAGUACUGCACCGGAGCUUGGUGAUGAACAUCAUGAGAUCCCUAUGGAGACAGAGGGCGGAGCAUCUAAAAUGGCUGGAGAAGAGGACGCGGGGAUGGAGGUUGACGACGAUACUGGUUUCCUCUCUCAUGCCUUGUCCUUCCCGAAAGAUAACGCGGAGGAGGUCAUGAAGGCACAGCGGGACUAUGAGGUGAUUGAUCCACGGCAGCGUGGAGCCAAAGCGAAGGAAGAGGAACGAGAGAAGAAGAGAGCCAUGAGACCCAAGGAUGGGGGGAGGGGUUUCAGGCGGUGAGAGUCCGCCUUUCCGUUUGUCCUCCUCCCUUCAUUCCAUCCUGCUUCUAUGCCACUGUUGUACAACCAUGUAUAUACUUAACAUUUUACAUGUCCUCCGACUAGCAUCUGCAUGUGGAAACGUCAGUCAAUUGUCUUGCCCAGCCGCGAUUCAGCGUAGUCUCUCAUGCACGCUUUGGAUUGAUAGAUCAUCAAAAACAUUGAAAAGUCUGUCAGAGGAGCAAUACAUCAAUGGAUACAGU